UCUGCAGCUUCUCCUCCCUCGCAUUCCUGCCUUCUCACCAUCGCACCAGAGCCGUCGCCGCUCUCGCCGUCGCUGAUCUGCUUUUCCGCCGCCUUUGAUCUCCGCCACGAUCGAGCAAGCCAGCCAUCUCUCUAACCUUCCUUCAUUGCCAGGGCUGAGCAGUAGGGAGAUCUGCGAGGUAAAUUCCCCUCUCUCUCGCGUCAGGGCAAACUUCUGAACCACCGAUUAGGGCAUUCCUCUAUAGUUGUUUAAUUUUUCUCAUUCAUCAUAGUCUUUGAAUUCCUUCGUUUCACAUUGCUUCUGCUGAUUGAUUUCUGUAGCCAUCUCUUAUACCUUUAGUUUAUCUAGUUCAGAUUUCAAUUUUAUUUUUUGCUAUAUUGUGUAAUGGAGGGAUGGAAAAAUCAGACCCAGAUGAUUGUAUUUCUGUUCAUUGCCUGUGGUUGAGUAUGUGAAACUGAAUUCUGGAAUUUACUUAUCGGUUUGUUUGUUUUAAGUCUUCCGUCGCACAGAAAGCAACAGACAGUAAAAGGAUUCGUUUGUAAAACUGAGAGAGUGUAGUCUGCUCCUCUCUCUUCUUUUGUUCUUCUUCUGAUUUGGGCGUUUGAUUUGCUCUUCUUCAUUGUGGAUUUGGGGAUUUUCAUUUUGGAGUUCCGAUUUGGGGGUUUUGGAAGUAAUCGAUGUGCAUGCACUUACCCUUGCUGAUUUUGGAGUUCCAAUUUGGGGCUUUGCAGUAGUAAAUAUCAUGUUCAUAUAAAUAGCACGAGUUAAACAGAUAGCAAAGGAAAGUCGUGAGUAGCUGACAAAAGCUUUACAAAUUUGAUAUGUAAAAGGAAAAUUGUGUCUUGCUGGUGUGUGUGCCUUCUUGCUGGGCAAAAGCUUUACAAAUUUGAUAUCUUUUUUGUUCUUUCUCUAUCCUUCACAUAAUUGAUUUGUUGUUUGGAAUGCCAAUGGUGAAAUUCUUCUCCAAUAAAGCUGAUUUGUCGUCAAGUUUCAAGAAAACACAAGUUUCUUGUGAAGUCUUUUUUGCAAAAUGCAGAAAAGGAAGAAAGAUAAAAGAGAGGGAAAAAGUCUUCAGCCUAGAGCAAUUGCCUCAUCACAUGCCUGCUCUCAAGUCAUUGAUGGUGUGGGCAUGUGAUAGCCUAAAGGCUCUUGUUAACAUGCCUGCCUUGGAGUCGUUGGAGGUGAGUUAUUGUAAUGGCCUAGAGCAUUCACAUGACAUGCCUGCUCUCAAGUCAUUGAUGGUGCGGAGAUGUGAUAGGCUGAAGACUCUAGCUGACAUGCCUGCCUUGGAGUCUUUGUGGGUAGAAUUUUGUGACAGCCUAGAGCAAUUACCUCAUUACAUGCCUGCCUUGGAGUCAUUGAAGGUAGAAUUUUGUGAUAGCCAAGAGCAAUUACCUCAUGACAUGCCUGCUCUCAAGUCGUUAAUUGUAUGCCGACCUAUUAGCCUGAAGGCUCUUGUUAACAUUCCUUUACUUGAGGAGUUGUUGGUGGAAUAUUUGCCCAACUGGGAGGGGUGGCGAGCAGGUGGAUCAGGCGAAACAACAUUGACUUCUAUGCCAAGGUUAAGAGAGGCGAAUUUUAUGAAUUGUCGAAAGAUGCAGACAGAAGGCUUGCUUGAAUGUCAAGCGACUCGGGUCCAAAAGCUGUCGGUGUGGAAGUGCCCAAGUGCAAGAUUGGCAUGAAAAUUGCUUGAGCAACUGCCUAACCUCAUUGAGUUGGGGUUCGAUUCAGAAUCAGCAGUACUACUGUGAUCACCAUUGCCAUCACAGGUAUCGACAUUUCUACCCUCCCUCAAGACUCUGGAAUUGGGAGACAACACAAAUGUUGAUGAGCUCAAAUGGGGAAAGGUGCCUGAGUGGGUAUGGGGUCUCUCCCAACUGGAGGAAUUGAGCCUAUAUUCUUCCUAUGAAGACAUCAGCUUGGGAGGCCACUGGCAAUGCCUCCCCAAACUGAGAGAGCUGAGGCUUUCUGAGUUACCCAAUCUCAAGCCUUUGGUGGACGUCAAUCAUAUUACUCCCCAACAAAAUGAAAAUUAUUCAGUAGCAACAACAUGUCCCAUGGAUGCAAACGAACAGAUCACCUGCCUCUCCAAGCUUCAAUCGUUGAGAAUUGACUCAUUUCCAGCACUCCAUCUGCCGCAGGAGCUCAGAGACCAUCUUGGAGAAAGGUUUACAAUUACUGAAAUGUUUUAGUGUGUAAA
Molecule: messenger RNA, 2200 nt
Organism: Nymphaea colorata (pocket water lily)
Lineage: Eukaryota; Viridiplantae; Streptophyta; Magnoliopsida; Nymphaeales; Nymphaeaceae
Exons: 2
Coding region: 942-1682 (246 amino acids)
Source: RefSeq, a predicted model, not a curated record